AUGUCCAAGCCAAGCAUCAUCUUUGCCCCAGGUGCCUGGUAUCCGCCAACGGCAUUCGACCCCCUCAUCUCCAAGCUAGUCGGAUACAACUGCUACACCUGCGCAUUCCCAUCGAUCCAGAAAGCGCAAACCACCAAGGAUCUAAAAUCAGACAUCGAAACGGUUCGAUCGCUUGUACAGCAGGAAGCAGACGCAGGUCGUGAUGUUCUUGUCGUUUCACAUAGCUGGUCCGGUGUGCCGGUGAACAGUGGUCUAGAUGGGUUAAGCAAGACUGAGCGUGAACGGGAAGGCAAGAAAGGCGGUGUUGUACGGCUGGCCUUCAUAUCAGCAUUUAUUCCCGAGAUCGGCGAGAGCCUCAUUAGUGCCUUGGGGGGCACGGCGCCUGAUUGGCAUUUGCAUGAUGUUGAAACCGACACAGUUACUGCUGCUGAUCCCGUUGGCCAUUUCUUCCACGACGUGCCUGAUGGAGAAGAGUGGGCUAAGAAACUUGGGCCGCAUUCUUGGUACACGAAGCGCGUGCCCGCGUCUAGUGCAGCAUAUCUUACUAUCCCAUCUUCAUAUCUGCUGUGUGAGCAUGACAAGGCGAUUCCUCUGGCUGCGCAGCAGUGGAUGGUUGAUCGGGCACGGGAAAAAGGCGCGCUAUUUGAGACCGAGACUAUCGCAACGGGGCAUACUCCAUGGCUAGUAUUAACAGAUGAGGUUGCCACUUAUAUUCGGAGACAGGCAGGUGAGAAUAUCUAA
Penicillium pulvis is the source of this 741-nucleotide messenger RNA. RefSeq names its product alpha/beta hydrolase. Lineage: Eukaryota; Fungi; Ascomycota; Eurotiomycetes; Eurotiales; Aspergillaceae. The coding region runs from base 1 to 741 and encodes 246 amino acids. The record is from RefSeq and is a predicted model, not a curated record. The transcript is spliced from 2 exons.